AUGCCUUCUGUGCGAUUCAGUGCUGCGGUGGAGAAGGCGCUGGCAGAGGUGUACCCUCCUCGUGACCCGUUCGACGAUCCCAAUUUUGAUCCUGUUGAGUACCUUAACAGCAGAUUCCCUGACGAGGCGAGUCUUGCUGCGCUGCCUGCCUUCCUUGAUGAGACGACGAAUCGGCUAAAGCAAACGGAGAACGAUCUGCUGAGGGCGGUGGAGGCGCAGGCAACCAACGCAGCAAAUGCGGACAAGGACCUCCGCAACGCCAAGACUGCCGUCGUCGCGUUGUAUGAUCGCGUCUCGGACAUCAAGGCAAAGGCGGCGAAGAGUGAGGAUACCGUGCGUGAACUGUGUCAGCACAUUCGUGAGCUUGAUACGGCGAAGACGAACCUAACAACAAGUAUUAACACACUACGCUCAAUGCAGCUAUGGAUGCUGCAGCUUCAAGUCCUAUCCACUUCUUUCGAACGCCGAAAAUUUAUCCAAUGUCGUGAUGCCCUGGUGGAAGCACAGAAAUACGCUGCCAUGUUUGAGCCCAUGAAGAAUCUCCCUAAAGUGAGGGAUAUUAAUGAUAAACAGGCCCAGUUGUGUCGGCAGUUGGAACACUACAUCCGCCACACGAUAUUUGGUGACAUAUCCCUUGACGCCAUCGAUGAGACGCUGAUGGCAGAAGCCUGUGCCGUCGUGGAUCUCCUCAGCAAGGACGCCAUCCGUAAGAUUCGUGAUCAAUUUAUUGAUAAGUUGCUAGAAGUGUACUCUCUGCGCUUUAAGCGUGGGUCGGAAGAUGCAAAACUGGAGCGUACCGAGCGGCGGUAUGUGUAUAUACGCAAUCUUCUUGAGCAGAAGGAAGGCCUUUUUAUAAAUGUAUUUCCGCGUCACUGGUGUGUGCCGCAGGAGCUCUGUGUGACGUUUUGCCUCCGCACCAAGGCGGAGCUGGACUAUCUCCUCCGUGAGGCGGCUGGCGAUAUCGACGUGGUGGUGUUGACAUAUGUGCUACAGAAGACCAUUGACAUUGAGCGUGACCUCACACACAUGAUGGCAUGGAAAGAGGAAUUUCCAGGACGCAGCGAAGUGCCUGACUAUAGGUAUAAUGGCAUGAUUCUCUCGUCUUUUAAGGCGCACAUGGAUCUGUUUGUGCAUAACGAAGACAAGUUGAUGGGCGAUGCGCUCUCGCAGCCCCUAGUGGAAGCGGCACGCAGUGGCGAAGGAAGUAGCAAUAGCGGUGGGGUGCCCGGGUGGAAUAACGAUGCGGAUAUUCGCGUUGGUGCGACACUCCCGGUGGCAGAGGACCUCUUCAUUUUUAUUAAAGAGAGCCUCAAGCGCACCAUUCGCAUCUCCCAGCAGGAUGUGCUGCUGGAGAUGGCUGCAGUAUGGCGCAAGCAUCUUAUCCGUUUUGCGGAGUCCAUGCGGGCGCUGCUGCCCACUCCCGCUGCCACGAAGGAGGAUAUGCGUCGGGCGUGCAUUGUAGUCAACACCGCGGAUUUGUGCCAGUCAACAAGCCAGGACCUUGGUGAAGAGGUGUGCACACGUGGUGAAGCCCCCUCAAAAGAGGUUGGUUUCAACGAAGUCACAGACGCCUUCACGGCUCUCUACAGUAAAGCCAUUCAGUGUGUCGUGCAGGGGACGGAGGCGAACCUGGCGCCAUUCUUAGUGGAGUACGGAAACGGUGCUUUUGUGAAUCGCCGUGGCGAGGAGCAGGACAUUCAUGACGAGUCCACCCUCAUUCGCUCUAUGAGCGCUGUGCUGCACGACAUGGUGGUGGUCUGUGCGGCGGUGCUUCCCUCCUCCAUUCUGCGUUUUCUUCUGGACAAGGUGGCCGCUAACGUGAUUCCCCUUUUUACGGAUUCUCUUUACCACAUGCGCCGUCUGCCACCCGACUUUGCGUUGGGGCUUAUGCGUGUAGAUUCCGCCGCGCUGGAGCGUACCUUCCUGCAGCUUCCGAACUUCAACGACCCAAACCGCUUUGCUCCAUCAUUAUUGACAGGGUAUAUGAAGCUUGUUCGACGUGAAUUUGACCGUCUCAACCGCACCCUGAAGGUGCUGCAGGUGGAUGCGUCAGUAGAUACCCUUCUCGAUGUAUACUACGAGGUGAUGCUGCCUGAUGACCGCUCCAUUCAGAAUUUUGUGCGGCUUGUCGAGCUUAAGGGAAGGCGGCGGGAGGAUGUGCGUAUGGCGAUUGCAAGCCUCUCUAAGCGAGGCGUGGUUGAGGCAACGAAGCGUGACCUGCAGCGGGAGGCCUCUCUUGGUAUUGCCACAGGUACCACCGCGCAGUCAUCCGCAGUAGCAGGUGGGACAAGUGGUGGUAUCAACUUCGCCAACUUCUUUUCGCCCACUACAACUCAGUCUGAACGACAGACCAGUAGUGGUCUCUCGAGUGCUUUCAACAAUCUAGUGGGUCUUGGUGGAAGUAGCGGCAAUGUGCAGACGCUAGCAUCACCGACGGCCACCAAGACGACGAUGACGACAGCGGCAGGAACGUCCAGUACUGCGAAGAAACCAACCGUAGAGGAGGAGAGCCUUGGCUCACGGUUCGCCAAGGUGGCACGCAGCACUGCAACAACUAUGAACUUCCUCAGCAACUUCAAGAAGGACGGUGGCGGCGACGGAAAGGGAACUUGA
Messenger RNA from Trypanosoma grayi, 2613 nucleotides. Its product is annotated as vps53-like domain protein. The coding region runs from base 1 to 2613 and encodes 870 amino acids. Lineage: Eukaryota; Euglenozoa; Kinetoplastea; Trypanosomatida; Trypanosomatidae. The transcript has a single exon. Gene Ontology annotation, cellular component: GARP complex. The record is from RefSeq and is a predicted model, not a curated record. Gene Ontology annotation, biological process: retrograde transport, endosome to Golgi.